UCGUGCGAAACGGUUCAUUGCUCGUCCAGCUAACGCUUCUGCUUUCUGUGUGGGUGUGAGUGUGCGUGUGGGCCAAAUGCCAUAGUAGAGACCAAGACAAAAACCAAAUUAUCGGCCAUCAGCUUCAGCACAGCACUUUGUUUUUUGCGAGUCGAAAUUAUUUGAAUUUCCUGCGAUCCAAUUUCCGCUUUUAUCGCGCGUUUGUGUGAGUGGAAGGACGAGUGAUUGUGUUCAGUGUUGCUUCUGUUGCCUUGGUUGCCUCACCAACACACACACGCUAAAACACACAUCGCACACACACACACACAUCGCCAUCCUUGGAGAAAAGUGAAAGUGAGACGCCCCAGCGACCCGGAAAUCGGACAGCUCGGUAUAUUUCGCAUUUGGCGCACAAUUUGGCUGGAAAAAAUCAAAAUGAUUUAAUAUUAAGCUAGCAAACGGAUUUAAGCGAUCCGUUGCUGAAAACAAAAACUGUAUGUGUAAAAUAAGAAACGUAUAUAAAAGAAAUAUCUGAGGGAGAGGGGCCAGAGACCGAAUUCACACUGCAACAGUAAACCCAGAUGCCCGAGGCAUUGAUUCUUCCCGGCAUGGCUGACGCAGAGCCGGACCUCUCGACGUUCGAGAACAAGACUGGGCUGGCGGAGGACAUGAAGUUCCUGGCCUCCAUGCCCGAGCUGUGUGACGUAACUUUCCUGGUGGGCGACACCCGCGAACCCGUCUGCGCCGUCAAGGCCGUGCUGGCAUCCCGUUCCCGGGUUUUUGCCAAGAUGCUCUACGCUGCCCCUUCGCCCCAGCGGAAGAGGGAAACCUCCACCAAGGAGAACAAGCUGCGCCUCUUCCUGAAACGCUCCUCGGAGCCCCUGCUCAACCUGCAGAAUGCCGCACAACAGAGAACCGGUUUCACCCAACAAUUAGCUCCGAUACCCGAGCCAUCAGGCCAGCAGCAUCAGACUCUGAUCAUUGAGGAAUUCGAACCGGAUGUGUUCCGCCAACUGAUAGAGUAUAUCCACACGGGCUGUGUGACCCUGCAGCCUCGCACUUUGCUGGGUGUCAUGAAUGCCGCUGAUUAUUAUGGGCUCGAGGAACUGCGACGCGCCUGUGCAGGAUUCGUGCAGUGCUGCAUCAAUGUGGACACUGUGUGCGCCCUGUUGGCCUCCGCGGAGCGUUAUAUCCAGUACAAGUGCACCAAGACCUUGGUGCAAAAGGUCCUGGAGUUCGUCGAUGAGCACGGAACUGAGGUGCUCAACCUGGGCAGCUUCACCCUGUUGCCACAGCACGUGGUCCGGCUGAUUUUGGCCAGGGAGGAGCUGCGGGCCGACGAGUUCACCAAGUUCCAGGCGGCACUGAUGUGGAGCAAGAAGUAUUACGAUAACAAUCCGAACAUCGACAUCAAGGAGAUCCUGGGCACAUUCUGCGAGUACAUCCAGUUCCACAAGAUACCGGCCAACGUGCUGAUGCGGGAGAUCCAUCCGCUGAACCUCGUCCCCUAUGCGAUCAUCAUGAACGCCCUGGCCUAUCAGGCAGACCCAGAAAGCAUCGACCCCGGAAAGCUGUCUCCCAACUCUAGCCGACAGCACCACCGCCACCGCCACCACCACCAGUCGCUGCCCAAGAUCCGCAAGGCCAAGUCGCAGUCCUUCCGCACGCGGCGCAGUCCCUCGGAGCGGCGAAGCCCCAACAAUGCCCCCAAUCUCACCCUGAACACCGCGCUGACCUCGGGCAAUGGCGAAAAGAAGCGCAGUCCGCUCACUCCGAAGAGUCCUGUGGGGCAGGUGCCGGAGUCAAAGAGUCCUGGGAGCAGUUCCCAGAAGACGCCAACAUCACUUUCGCGCCAGGGAACUCUGCGGGCCUCCAAUCGUCGCAAGAACAGUGGACAGCUCUCCAUAUCGCUGGGCAACCAGGGACGACGUAGUCCUGUGGGUCUCAACGAUCGCAGUCCUCAGGGAAGGCGAAGUCCACUCUUCCCGAGCAGCGGACUAAGGUCACCUAAUGAUCCCAUGACCAGUCCAACUGUUAGAAGUCCCACUGGAGAGCCACGCAGAAGUAGUCCCACCUUCAGUGUGCACACACAGGAACGUCGUUCGCCCUUAGGUGCAGUGGCUCCCACGGACUUUGGCUGCCAAUUUGGAGUUCCGGGCACCCGAAGGAGUCCCACGUCGACAGUUCAUGUCCAGGACAUGGCCACUGAGCCAGAGGAGGCCAGUUUCGUGGGAUUCAAACGACCGUCGAUAAGCCUCUUUACGCCCAUUUAUUUCGCCAGUGAGAAGCGCUCACCCAUGGGCCCGAUACCCCCGAUAACCGUCUCCAAUCCCGCCGAGACUUACAAGAGUGCCGAACGCGAACGCGAGGCGGCGGAGGCGGCUGCCCGGGAAAAGGAGAAGGAGAGGGAGAAGGAGAAGGAGGCAGCCCAGCCGCAGGAGAAGAAGAGUGUGAUGCGCGAGAUCCUGGCCUUUGUGAGGAAGCCCUCCAAGCAUCUGAGCAGCCGAACCAACCGCUUUGCCAACGCCUUCACACGAGCGGAAUCGGGCUCUUCCGGAGGUCCUUUGAUCCGGCAGAGCACCUUCUCGGCCAGUCCGGCGGCCUCGUCGACGGCCGCCAAGAGUGCUGUCCAAAAGCAAAUGUCCGAGGUGGGCUUCGAGCCCAAGAUAUCCCAGAAGUUCACCCACUACGCCAAGAUGUCCCUGCGGCUGAGGCGCUCGACGAAACGCGACGAGGAGGAAAAGGAGCGGGAGAAGCAGAAGCAGAGCUCGGCCUCCGCAUCCAAGAGGCCCAGUGCAGACCUAAGUCAGGGCAACGCGGAGCAACAGGUAGGUGGAUCCUCAGACGAGCUGCCCUUCGAGCUGGCCAACGUGCACUUCGAGAAGGUAGGUGAGUCGUAUAUCAAGCAUGAGAGACUGCGGGAGUUGCAAGAGCCCGAGGCCGAGAAGGACGAUGAGGAUGAGACCGAAAAGGAUGCCGAGGCAGGAGGUGAAACAGAGGUGGAGCAAACCGAUGCAGCCAUGGCCCAGUUCGUGGAGGAGGUCACCAAUUCGCUGAAGGUGGUGGCUCUCAACGGAGAGGGUGGCGCUGCCGCAGUGCAUCACUUCACCCGUCGCUCGGAGAGUCGCGAACCCAUUGAGCCGCGCAUCAGCGAGGAACGGGAGUCGGACUCCAAUGACUUGAUGAUACCCGAGGAAAUGCGCGCCGAGCUGGUAGAGAUUUUGAAGGCCUACGCCCCCGAACCAAUUUAUGUGAAUCUGCAGGCACUGCGGCGAGAGACCGAAGAUGCGGAUGUGGCCAUCGCCCAGGCUGAAGCCGCUGCUCUGGCGGCUUCGGCGGCCCUGGUGGCUGAGCCCAUGAAGAAGCCGCUGCAGUGUCCUACCAUCGAGUUUGAGCCGCCGUCGCGACGCUCCUCCUUCGAUCCGCCGCGUUCCCCCUUCCUCGAGCAGCUUCGCAGUCCUGGGGUGGACACGGAAACCGAUCUGAUCAACCUGCAACGCCUGGACUCCGGAGGUGACAGCUUCGAGCUGGUGGAGAGCAAGUGGAGCAAGUCGAGUCGCGGGGAGUCCAGCUUCGAUUGUCCCUACUCCUCCAGGGACACCAGCUUCGACGUCUCCAUUUCGCGGUAUCAGUCCACCAGCUACGAGGAUCAGACCUCGAGCUUUGAGAUUGUCGAUACCGAUGAGAAGGCGCAGGGCAGAAGGCCCGUGGAUCUGCGCAAGAGCUCCAUUGAGCUGGUGGAUGCGGAGACCUUCCAAAGAUCGGGUUCGUCCUGCGGAGGUCGCAAGUCCUCGCUGGAGACCCAUUUUGAUUACACCCCCACCGAGGGUGGUGGGGGGCGUUCGCCCAGCCUUCCGUUUCCGGCGAUGAGCAAGAAACAGCGCACGGAGAACUUCCGCCAGCUGCACGUCUCCCAGUUUAGUGCCUUCUCCCGGGCACGAAGUCCGUUGUCCCAGCAGACUUCCUCGAACUAUAGCUCCAGGGACAGCUACGACUCAAGUGGCUCCUACCCACACGGCUAUGGCUAUCCGCCGGAGCCACAAAGAAGUCCGUAUGGCGACCCUAGUCGCAAGCACUUUCCCCUGACCGUGCGGCAGAAGGGCGAGGAGGAGCGUGAGGUGCGCACCUUCCUCUGUACGGACCAGAGAUGUGCCUCCAUCUUCGAGCCGCGUCCCAGUUCCGUGCUCACCCAACAGCUGUCCACCGGCUCCAUGUCCACCCCAUCGGGCUACACGAAUGGAACACCCAGGGUUCCGGGCGUUGCUGCGGUCGGACCGGUUCAAGUGCCCCACCCCCACGCCGGCGGAACGCUCUCCUCCUGCGGCUUCUCCAGCGGCAGUGAGUUCGAGCCACCGUCACCGAGACGGGCGGCCAGCGCCUCGCCCAAGCACACCUUCACCUUCCGCAUCGUGAUGAAGAAGGUGGACAGCUCCCCGGAGGCGUUGUGCCCGGAAAGGCAUCGGUCGAGGAUAAUCGAUCGUUACAGGAGGCGCGACAGUCGCCGGAAGCGAAUCCACGAUGCGGGAAAGAGUUUCUAGAGGGCAGUAAGGAAAGGAUCUAGGGGCAACCAGUGAUGGGAAAGGUAAUUAGGUAGCAUAGGCUGGAAAAAAGUUUUCUAUAAAUCAAAAUAAUUGUCGCACAGUAUAUCACACUUGAUCACAGUAAUUACCUUGAUUCAAACAGCUAAACUCAACAAUAACUGCCUUUUAUAUCCCUACAUGGGGUAUUAUAACACCAUUUGAAAAUAUACGCAGUACUUGCGUAACUUACAGAAAAUAUCUCGAAGUAAAUCAAAAGCCUAAUCGAUCUGCAAAUAUUUUUCAAAUCCUCAAUUAUAAUAGCGUAUUGCUAGGGAAGAGAACUACACUUAUAAAUAGACAUUCCGGUGUUUAAUAAGAGUAAGCUAAAUAAACCUUUAAGAUCAUAAUAGAGCCUAAGUCAUUCGAUUUGAAGUACCUGUAAUUACAUUUUUUUGUAAACUAUUCCUUUAAUACCGUUAUAUAUGAUAAACUUACAGACAAAACCAGAGGAUAAGAGGGCUGAGUAGGUGGGGUUUUUAUGAAAUCAUUCUUUUUUUGGUAGUUAGUUUCGUACUUCCCAUCGCUGGUACCAGACCAGGUGAACCUCAUAACACAUUCGCGGCAAUCUCUUGAUAUCUCUUCGAUACGCAUAUAUUUUUGACAAUCUCAGUGUUGAAUCUAUAUAGGACCUCUCAUAAUCGUAAUCUCUUAGGGUUAAGGAUGACACCGAACUGCAGGCGUUCGGUAAUCAAACUUUAUAAAAUGGUUCUGGUUUUUAGGCCGUUUCAAAAGCUCUACCAAAAGCGCGAACUUCGGCCCACCGAAGUCAGUCGAUCCAGACGCCGUCUUAUCGGUGGUCCGGUACUUAUGAUCUCUGCUGAUUCGUCAAGCAACCCUCAUUGGAUCCGUGGUUACAAACUGAACGAUUGCUAGGCAGCUAACCGUAGAUGAUAUCAAAUGUAUAUUCUAAAUAAUUAACAAACUUAUGCGCAACAAUAAUUCCUCCCACGAUUUACCUGACUACUAUUUAAACAAACAAUAGAUCAAAAGUUUAUAUGUAUACAUGUGCAUAAGAGUUCACACUUCGAUGUUGUAAUUAAUGUGGAAACCGAAAUCAGAAAGAGAUAAUAUUCUAAGUAUUUGUGCAUUUUUACGUGGUUCCUGUUAUAUAGCUAUAGAUAUAUGCGUCGGCAAACGCGAGUAUUACAAAUUUUUGAUGGCAUAAUAUACGAGUAAUCGAUAUACAUUACAUGAUUCUAAAUAACCUAAGGAAGAUUAAAUUCUGAAAGUAACCGAACUGCUCUGCUAUUGCAAAAGGUCAGAAUGUUUUUCUAGAUAACUCCUAAGACUAAGAUCAGAGCAAAAUUAAGCGCAUUUGUGUGUGCACUUAUUUGUAUAUUAAAGCUGGAUUCGGGGCCGUACUUAAACCUUAAAAAUAUAGGAAAAGCAUCCACUUUUGUGCCAGCAAAAAGUAAGGCGUGGAAAAAUUGUAUUAUCAAAUUAAUAUUUAUUGUUAAACUUUGAGCAACAUUUUUGGACUCUGUGUUUGUUAGUUAAAGAAAAUCCCUUUAAGCGAAUCCUAAAUUUAAGCGGAAUAUGCAAAGAAUCAUAGUUUACAAAGUAUACACAUUGUAUGUAAUAUUCUAAAGGGAGUAUGAAGAGUUGGCUUUUUAGCAAAUUACUCGUAAGAAGAAAGAUAUCAGCAUUUUACAGGUAAUUACGCUUCAUGAGCAUUUAAUUCCAACUAAAUGAUAACUAAUCGUAACGAUAACCACACAUCAAUUGCCACCAGCCGACAUCUUGGAUCUGGAUCUGUAUCUGGAUCUGGGAUCCCAUCGAUCCAGACCUACACUCGUAACUAAUCGGAAUGCUAGUAGAAACGUUGCUAUUUUGAUUUGUAGUUGCUUGUUUUGAAACUAACCAACAGUCGCUGACCAAAUCGCUUGACCAGUUACAUAUAUUCGAUCGAUUUUCCGUUGCGCCUCUGAAUGCUUGUGAGAGGUAGUCGCCAAUGGAGAUGUAGCGAUUCGAAUGCCGGGCAGAGCACCCAACUACAAUUUCACAAUGCCAACUUCUUCUAUUUGCAGAGCGGUUUUGCAGGGUGCCAGCUGGAUCGGAUGUGGAUUUAGCCCAGGUUCCCGAGCAUACACUACGUUAUUUGGUAUUCCCUUUGUCCGGGUUUUUAUUCAGAGGAUGUCGUUGUCGUGGCAUUU
Drosophila takahashii is the source of this 6712-nucleotide messenger RNA. RefSeq names its product speckle type BTB/POZ protein (gene gprs). Gene Ontology annotation, molecular function: protein binding. The record is from RefSeq and is a predicted model, not a curated record. NCBI's taxonomy places the organism in Eukaryota, Metazoa, Arthropoda, Insecta, Diptera, Drosophilidae.